CUCCACGGGAUGCAACCCGCCAUGCGUCCUGGCGUGCCACGUGCAAGGUGGCGGUCGCGUGGCCUGGCUGUCCCCUCUGCUCUACCUUCAUCUUCUGCAGAGGGGAAACGCGACACCAAGUCGGUCACUUCAAGAAAGUGUCACGUCUGCUUUGCAGCUACAGGAAAGAGUGAGGCAGUCUCUGAUGGGAAUUGGGCAGAGCUCCUCAGAGAAAAGGCUGCGCCGAGGUGGAGGGCUGGUGAACUGGAUGGUGGUGUAGCUCCGUUCGCGGUAGUGGUAAACCCCAUGAGCUUCAAACCAAACUAAAUGAUGCCUCCUAGCUCCCUCACUGUGCCUGAGGUCAGAGAUAAGUGAUCGAUUCACCCCGUUCUCUUAUUUUAUGCCUCAUUUUAGCCCUCCUUUUACCUCCCCCUUCUCAGGGGCAUUAAGAGCAGUAAAGGAGCUGUGGCUUGAGGAGGUGCAAGUUGUUGGCCUAGCUGUGGCAGCUGUCAGCAGGUGCUGGUCGUUGGCCCAGUUCGAGGUGGUGAUGCUCGCUUUUGCGGGGUGCCAAAAGGAGUCCAGGAGUAUGGAGGCUUCUGCCUAAGAAAGCUGGGGAGGAAAAUGCUGCAUUUCCCAGAAGUUGUGGCUGGGAAAGAAACCCAAAGUCGUGACUCUGGCAGAGCCCUGCGUGUCUCCAGAAGCCCUGCUCUGAGUCCGUCCCACCAUCAAGGCUGUGCAGCGUGAGAACUGAGUACUUUAUAACGGGGUGUGCUUGUAUGCAUCAGCCUUUGGAUGUGAGCGUCUUCUCUUGAAACAGCCUUGUGAUAUCCCAGCUGCCUGUUCUCUUGGGAGGUCCCUUGGAAGAGCCUGUCCGUACGUCUGUCUGAGUGCCUGACAGGGCUGCCUUGCUUCCAGAUCUGAACCAUGUCCCACCCGUCCUGGCUGCCACCCAAGAGUACCAACGAGCCUGUCGGUCACGUUACUGCAAGGAUGGAGACCACACACACCUUUGGGACUCCUAGCAUCUCGGUGUCCACUCAGCAGACGCCAAAGAAGUUUGCGCCUGUCGUUGCCCCCAAGCCAAAGUACAACCCAUACAAGCAACCAGGAGGUGAUGGGGACUUCCUUCCUCCACCCCCACCUCCUGCGGAUGACCUCGGGAACAUCACAUCAUCACAAGGUGCCUUUCCCCCCCCACCCGCUCUGGAUGACGUUACUUUCAAUGUGCAGGUGAAUCCUGGUGGCAAGACGCUUGAGGAGAGGCGGUCCAGUUUAGAUGCAGAAAUCAACUCUCUGACGAGCAUCCUGGCCGAUCUAGAGAGCAGCUCUCCUUACAAACCUCGGACUCAACAGGGCUCCGGGACCUCGAGCAGCUCCGCCGCCACCACGCCGUCCGUCUCCACCCCUGUCACUGGCCACAAGCGGAUGAUCAUCCCCAACCAGCCUCCCCUCACCGCCACCAAGAAGUCCACCGCCAAGGGCCCGGGGCAGCCGGCGCCCAUCCCGGUCACUCCCGUCGGCACCCUGAAGCCGCAGCCGGUGCCGGCCUCCUACGCCACAGCCUCCACCCCCAGCCGCCCGGCCUUCAACGUCCAGGUGAGGACGGCGCAGCCCAGCCCGCACUACCAGCCGCCCGGCCCGCAGCCCGCGCACUACGGCAGCCUCGGGCCCGGCCAGCCCUACGCUCCCCUGCCGGCCCGCCCGCCCGGCGCCCCGCAGUACGGCCCUUCGCAGCCCCACGGGCCCGACUACGGCUACGCCCCGCCGGCUGCCCGGCCCUCGGAGCCCGCCUACGGCUAUGCACCUCCGCAGGGCCGCUACCAGGACCCCUACUACGGGGGGUACGGGGGGAGGAACGGCUCCGAAGCACCCUACGUGCCGCAGAGCUCCUGGAAGGCUGAGCCAGCGUAUCCCGCUAGUAACACCGUGGGCCAGGCUCCUUCUGGGCUCUACCAGCCGCCCGGCACGAAGAAGACCUACAUCACCGACCCGGUGCUGGCUCCGCAGCCGCCCGCGCUGCAGCAAAAGAGUGGGUAUCCAAGCUCUGGACCCGCAUCAAGCACUCCUGCCUUCAGGCCUGAGGAUGAGCUGGAACAUCUGACCAAGAAAAUGCUCUAUGAUAUGGAGAAUCCUCCUUCUGAUGACUACUUUGGCCGCUGUGCCCGCUGUGGGGAGAAUGUUGUUGGGGAAGGCACCGGCUGCACGGCCAUGGACCAGGUCUUCCAUGUGGAGUGCUUCACCUGCAUGAUGUGCAACAACAAGCUGAGGGGACAGCCUUUCUACGCAGUGGAGAAGAAAGCCUACUGUGAACCCUGCUAUAUUAACACACUGGAGCAAUGCAGUGUCUGUGCAAAGCCCAUCAUGGAAAGGAUCCUCCGAGCCACCGGGAAGGCCUACCAUCCCCACUGUUUCACUUGUGUGAUGUGCCAUCGCAGCCUGGAUGGGAUCCCCUUCACCGUGGAUGCUGGUGGGAACAUCCACUGCAUCGAGGAUUUCCAUAAGAAAUUUGCACCGAGAUGUUCAGUGUGUAAGGAGCCCAUCAUGCCGGCCCCAGGACAAGAGGAGACUGUACGCAUUGUUGCCUUGGAUCGUGAUUUCCAUGUCCAGUGCUACCGAUGUGAGGACUGUGGUGGCCUCCUGUCUGAAGGGGACAAUCAGGGCUGUUACCCUCUGGAUGGGCACAUCCUUUGCAAGACCUGCAACUCUGCUCGGAUCCAGGCUCUGACUGCCAAGGCUAGCACUGAUCUCUGAGUAUCAACUGUGAUCCUCCCCAGGAUGCCCAUUGGGGGAUAUUGCACAAGCUUUGCAUGAUUUCUUUCCAGCCUAGGGUCUGAAUCUGUGUUUAAAAAAAAAAAAAAAAAGGAAAACUGGAAGGCCUUGGAGCAAGAGGGCAGUUCGAGAGGCUGUGUUCAGACUGCCCAUGACAGGCACUUAAUUUAGACAUGACUUUUCAGGAGGGCAGUGAGUGAGUCAGACCACCUGCUGUCUCUGCAGCUGAUGGAGAUGAGUGGUCAUAGCACCUAAGUUAUCUGCCUGUAGAGGGAGGUCUGAACAUGGUCCCAACUAUAAUGCUGUGUUUGAUUCCUGUCUCUUAAGAAGUACAUGAAGGUAGAAGGUGAAAGAUGGCUGAGCUAGUUCUUUCUCCCAAGUUAUUUUGAGAACCUGACCAGCUCUCAUUGAAGUCAUGGGGAGCUUCCAUUUGACUUUAAUAGGAUCUGCAUCAUCAGCAGAAGUAGCUCCACUGCCCUAGGAGGUGUGAGAGCAGACCCAGCACUCCUCUCAUCACAACACAAACAAUGCAACUUCAACUGUACUGCACGUAAGAGUGUAGGUGUGACUUUGUAUCCUUGGGACACAGAUUUGUUACCUAUGUUGUUUUUCUUAGGCCCUUACUUGUCUCCAUUCCCUUCCAGUUCAAUAGGGUUUUUCUUCUUUUUCUUACGAAAUUAUAUUUUGCUAUUGCAUAAAUUUAUUCAGUAGUGAUGCUUCCAAUUCACGAUGUAUGAACAAUCACAGCAAGAUGUGAGCUUGCACACACUAUACACUACACACACACUACACACACAUACACACAAUGUGCUUUUGAUUUACCAGAGGUAUAAGCCAAUCAUGUCCAUUGAAAAGGUCUUUUAAGGAUGUGGGGCUGGAAACACAUUUUUAAAAUCCCAGUGGUUAAAAAAAAAUAAAUGACCACAUAGAACUGCAGUGCAAAGCGAUGCUUACAAAAAACCUUAUGCCACUCUCUCACAUACCCCAUUCUAAUGGGACCACUGGCAGUGGUGGUUUCUGGGUAGACAUUUAAGCAAUACAGUCUUGAUCCAUCUCUUGUUUAUUGCAGUGGGAGGAUUUUCCUUCACCUGUAACAGGAAUUGCAUCAGGCCUUGGGAUAUACAUUUCUCUGAUGUUAACAUACAUGAUCUGGAGUUCUCAUUAAAAAAAUUAAGGAUUUUUAUUUCAACAACAGCAAAAAGGAUCCUCCUAAACACAUGCUGUCAUUCAGUUUUUAUCUUAAGAAAGCUGAAGAAGGUAUUAAACCCUUCUCUAUGCCAUUCCAAAAAGGAAGCUUUUUUUUUUUUUCCUCUUUCAUUUUCAUCCCAGCCACUUAUAACUUCUCUCUGGUGAAAUGUCAUUGCAGAAGACUGCUGGGCCAGCAGCAGCAUUUUCAUCUUCGGUCCAGAAUUAAUACAUAUGCCAAGGUAAAUAAAAGCUGGGCACAGAUAAUCUUUUUUUUUCUCAUGUUGGUGGGGGUUUUUUAGUUUGGUUAAUUAAAAAAAAAAAUUAAAAAUUAGAAAUACACAGCACUCUGAGCAGCUGUAAUAUUCUUGUUCAUGAAACCCAUAAUAACUAAGGUGCAAAUUACACUGAGGGAGUAAUUUUCAUAUCACUGAAUUGACAUUAAUAUCUUAUUUGCAGAUGUAAUCAAAGAAAAUACUUUUCUUUGCACUUAACAAAUUAAGAAGCAGAACUGAAACAGUUGCAGGCUGAUUGACCAUAUAAGUGACAAACUGGUACUUUUCAAGAGUAAGUUAUAAGAAUUUUUUUCAUGCACCCACUGAAAAACAGUAAGAAUGUGGUGCUUUCAUCUUUAUUCUCCAUAACAGAAACCUGAUAUAAUUAUACCCACUAAUGUUGAAAAGUUAGGUGAGCUAGACCGAUAGGAAACAAAGAGGAAAAAUUGAGAUACUUACUGCAGCUCCUGCAAAUGGUGCAUUUCGUUUCAGUUCAGCACUAACCUUUAUGGAAGAGCACUGUGAAAUUUAAUAGCUUUAGCUGUAUACAGUAAAUUCAAAUACAGAAAUACCAGUCUGAAACCUCUGUUCCUUACAUGGUUUAUAUGUUGGCAAACUCCACCAGUGUCAGGGAAGUUUCCCAAAAUUCACAGCUCAGAAUGAAUCCUUCUUUGUUAGAAGGGUGGCAUCAUUAAGCAAAGAAAUCGUUCUCCACCGUCGUGGCUGUACUGAAGCAGUUUGCCUUUUUAUACUAGAUUUCUACCCUGGCCUUCAAGAAUUUUACUGUCUCAGACGUAAACAGAUUUUUUUGCACCGUGACUCCUGCCAGGUUCCGUCUGGGCUCCCGCUCCUUGAACCGUGGCCCGUAAGGUACUUCUGAGCUCGCUUCUUUACAUGCAGUCUGCACCACCACCAGUCAAAAAAACCUUGCAACUAUUGACUAAAUCCAGUUUGAACUAACCCUACAAAAACAUGGGAGGUCAGAGCUUGGAUUGCUAAUGCCAUUGUAUCUCUGUGGAAGAUUUUACAUCUCUGCAAGCACAGGGGAGAACGUGAUGCACUUGGGUGCAGAGUAAGCCAUUCAUCAGGUAGCAAACGUAGCUCUGAUCUUCCUUAUUCUUGUUAGCGUUAUAUCAAGUGGCUGAUGAGACUCUCCUGAAUAACACUGGGGUAACUGAUGGAAAUGAGCAAUUGUGCCUUCCUGCAGAAUGUGACCUAGACUAAGGAGGACCAAAGUCCAGAGCCUUUGGGCUUUUUAUGGCCCUGCCACAGGCUGGACUUGGAGCAAGUCAUAUGGCUUCUCGUCUUCUGCCCUCUGCACGAUAGGGCUUCUUUCCAACUUCCCAGGGAGGUUAUGGGAAUUAAACUAAUCACAGAUUGACCCAAACUACUGAUUUUUAGAGUUCUGUCUUCUCUUUCCAGAAAAGUUUGCUGGUAUGUAGGUUUGGGAUUCCAGCCCAUUUCAAAGCUAAGGGCCAGCCAGGAGAUCUAGAUCUGAAUCUUCUGUGUUAUUAGGGUGCUGUGGUGAGUUGGGCUGACAUGCAGGGAGGUGAGAGCCAAACUUUUCAAGCAUUAAACAACCCAUGGAUGGAUGAUGUUUGACAAAGAUUGAGCAGUGUUGAUAUGUGAGGUACUGUGGCUAAUUUCUAGACCUGACACAUCUGGUCAAAGGUAUUAUCAUGCUUUUGUUUUCACCCCUGAAACACCAAACCCAUCUGCCUGUUGAAAGGAGUGAGCAUCUAAAACACUCUUUUUUAUUUUCUAUAAUGCGUGUGGUUUGGGCUUCUAAAAUUGCUAUAAAUAUAUUCAGAAGAUACUGCAUAAACGUACAUACGUCGCAGAGGCUCACAUCACCCGCAUGUGUAUGGAAAUCUCCCCUCUGAUGCUUCAGGAUUUAAUUAGGAAAUGCUGGUGGACUUACCUCAAUUGCACUGCAAUUAAGAACCACUGGGAUAUUGCUUCAUCACAAUAUUUAUCACAUAUUUAUAAUAUAUCCUGUUUUAUCUGUUCCAAAGAAGGAGUCUUUUUGCCAAAGAGACCUUGCUUUUCUUAAGGUGGACUUCUUAGCCAUGAUAAAAUUUCACGUCAUCUGUGGCUGUGGUAAUGUCCAAACUGUUCCUUUCAGAAAGAAUUGGAAGAUCACACAGACGUUUCUGUUCAAGUCUGCAGUUUUUGCUUAUGCUGCUUUGGCUUUCUCUAGCAUUUGUUGGCAAGUAGGGCCUGAUCCCAUGAUUUGUGUGGCCGGACGGGGCCCAGGAGGGUCCAGGAUCAGGUUCUAAUUUAGCAAAAUAUUUAAGCCCCUGGGGUUUGUUUAAGCACAGGCUUAAAGCCAUUGCAUGGUGUGACAUAAGCCAUGGGUCUACAGUCAUUAAUACCAGACUGAUUCUGUAUCACCCAGUCAUACAGGUUUGAUCUGGGUAGGAUGUGGACACAGUCAAAUUUCUGUCAAGUUACCCAGAACACAUGAAAUGGGUCCUGUGUCGCCCUUAUGACAACUGCAGGAAGGCACCCAGUGGCUGAUCCAACAUAACAUUUGGACAACAGGAUGAUGACUUAUUGCAAGAUCAGUGCUUUGUGUCGGGUGGCUGUGGCACUUUCCAUAUGUCACAAGUAGCCCUACAGCCAGUUUUGCUGUAUCUUUGAACCAUGGCUUUAAAACUGUCUGCUUAAACUUUCUCCGGAAGAUUGGGUUGCCUUGGUUACAGCCCAAUCCUUAAGCACAUCCCCAAGGCUAACACUAGUAUUUUGUGAAUGUGAUGGUUUUAUUGUCACUUAUUUUAAUCAUUGCUUGAACAUUGCUUUUAAAAAUGGAAAGCAACACAAUUGCCUUAGCCUAUGAGAUAAUGCACCUUUAAUUUUGUUUUUGGUUUUCUGAUGUUUUAAUUCUGGAUUUUUAUCACAGCUGCGAAACACUGGGGUAAUGACUUAAUCAUAGAAGUGUGGGAGUACCAAAGUGUUUUUUACAGUGAACUCUACAUAAUAGUGUUCAACCUGACAGCAGGAGUGAGACUUUCAUGAAACACAGGCCUUAAGUUGACUUUCUGCCUAUCAACAAAAUGUGCCUGAGAAGAAUGACAAAAAAAGUGUCUUUUAGAGAAAUGGUGGUUGUUGAAGAGAAUAUGCAACAAGUCAAUACUGAAAUCUCUUUGGACCUGUUAUGGCUGGUGCCUGGCCAUGGUCAGCAAAGCCUAGCUUAGGUUUGAUAAAUGCUGGUUCCUUUUGAUUUUGAGAAAGUCCAGCAGAUGAGGGGUAACAGGACCCAAGAGAAGGUCCUUGAGGGAAAUUCUGUGUCUUUGCCCUCCUUCAGCAUCAGAGGUAAAUGUUAGACACCUGGAACUUCAGCUGAAUGGCUCAAAAAGGAUUUGAGUUUAUAACUGUUUUCUGUUGAUAUCUGGUUCCUGCAGUUGGUUCAUCAUGUAGAUUUGCUAUUUGUUCACUGAGCUGGGUUGACUACACCUUAUAUAGACUUCAAUACUGUAAGUCAAGGCUAUCAGAGAGAGGUGUGCUGAAGAAUCUCGUUGUGGUGAAAUACACAUGAGAAAACACUAGUGAUGGUAAUUGAGCGUUUGUUGCCAAAGGAUAGCAGGAACUACUUAGUACUAUCUAGAGGUUAGUAAAGUACAAACUAAGAGAGAGCUGUGAGAACACUAUUUCCAGUUAGAGCUGGUCACAAUUUUUACACUAAAUUAUGUGAUGUCAGAAGGGCCAUUUUUUUAAUGAGAAAUUCUCUCUUUUUGCAAUGUUAUCCACAACAGCUUGGGUUUUCAUUGCUAUUAUUAUUAAAACCAUAUUGAAUUUUUAUCUAAAUAAAUUUCAGAAUUGUUAACAAAUAUUUUCAUUUCUCAAAACCCCAUGUCAUCUUCCUCAGUUUUUUGUAGUUCUUGGGUUUCGUCUGCUGGUAAAUUGAAGUUUCUGUGAUGAUUUUGAAAACUUCUUUGGAUAAAAAUUCUAUUUAAAAACAAGCACAUGUAUUCUUGGGAAAUUAUUCAAUAUUGGACCUGGUGACAUAAAAAAAAGCUUUGAAACUUUCCACAAGAUUUUUUUUCCCUAUUUUUAACUAGUUUUGCUAAUUUUGAAGUCACCGCUUCCUUUGUUAGAACAAUCCAAAUAAUGUGACUCUUCUUAAAAUAACAGUGUUACUUCUGUUGGGUUCAUUUUUCUUUCCCAUCUUAAAGCCAUGGAGUGGCUGGCUAUGGGGAGUGCCAGGGUCUUUUUCUGUGGCAAUUGCAAUUUUCUUCUUCGGGUUUUUUAUUUUGUCCCUGAAAUUACUGAAGAAUAUAAGCACAUUAUGGCAGCUGCCACAAAGAUCAAGAGAUACUGAUUUAACUUCAUCUCCACAUACCCUUCUGGGCUUGGGAAUGGCAUUUCUCCUUAAACAUUUCUAGAAAUACUACCUGGCUUCCUCAGCAUUUCAGGUUUGAAUUUGUAACAGUUGGUUGCCUGACUGGCAUUUGGAGCAUGAGAGAGAGUAGACUUUAAACUUCUGAAAUUGUAACAUUCACCCAGCAUCUAAAAUCUAAGCAAAAAACAUAACCUUGGUAGAUUUCCUGGUGGUCAUUGUGGAACAGCUCUCAUUUCAGCCUGGAAAUUCUCUGCUGUGAUCUGAAAAAACUAAGCUCAAACACUUGCAAACCGCUCUGGCAUAUGCAGUCACACGCACACGUAAGGUGGUUGUGGGGCUACAACUAAGUAGAAAUACAGGCUGCAAUAUUGCACACUGCUAUUUAUACCCCGCUGGACUUUAUUCCUGGCUAUGUGUUCCUGGUCUCAUUGGCUUCAUGUUACAUGUGGAGGCAAUGGGGUUGAUCACUGGUAUCAAGAGCAUUCAGUUCAAACUUUUUUUUUUUUAUUUUGCUGUUUGUCCACAUUUCUCAUCAUACCUAGAUCUUCUAGAAAAUGAGGAAGGAAACAGAAGGCUCAGGUGGUGGCAUAACCUUUACAUUUCCAGGGGUAGAGUCCCUCACCAAGAACAUGACACUUGGAGCGUCUCUACUUUUUUGCCUCUGCCUCCCUUUGUCUGCAAGCAGCUCUCUUACUCGCUUUUUCCAUUUGCUCAACGUGUACUCAUCUUUGCAGUGAAGACGGUAUGUUACUUCACAGAGGUAUUGUGAGUCUUAGCUAGUAGUUGGAAAAACUUUUCCAGAUCUUUAAUCCAAUAGUUUUGAGCAUCCAUAGUAUCAGUGGCCUGCCACAUGGAUAUCAAAGAAAAUGAUUAUAAUUAUUGCUUUUAAAAUGAUUAUGAAAUUGUGCCUUACUUUUUCAGUCAUAUUUAACCAUAUAAUUUAGAACCACAUGAUUGCAGGGAUUUAUCAUGAAGAAAUUUGUUUGAAGGAUAGUUUGUUUGUUUUUAAAUAUUUUUUUCUCCCAAACCAAAUUUAUUAGUUUUUUCCUCUUUUAUUUUUUCCUCCAGUUUUAUUCCUUUAAUAUGUUUGUGUAAAAGGGCAGCCAGAAUUUGCAUUCGUGAGAGACAGAAGAUUUUAUUUGGUCUUGUAUGUGGAACUUUCAUUUUCUUUUAUGUUCCUUCAGGAAAAUUCCUCUCUGCCUGAUUACUCAUACUUAGAUGUCUUUAAAUGUAGGCUGACCAGUAAGGGUUUUUUGUUGUUGUUUAAUUUAGUGUGUGGUUUGCUUUGUGGUUUCUUUUUUUUUUUAAUUAACCAGAUAUCGGGUGCUUCGGAGGCAUUGCACAUCAAUGCCGAAUGUUAAUGCUAAUUUUCAUAGAAGAGACAAAAUUAGAGUCUUUCCCUGUCUCCAGUGCAGUUUUGUUACUGUUUUGUGUACAACACUAAUAUUAAGCCAGACUGUAAGGGCAAAAUACUCAGAGUGACCUACUUCCAUUCACCAGCAAGAAUCCUUUGUCAGCUGACUCCUGUUUGUUUGUUCAUUUUUAAAUGUCGGUUUACAGAACGAGCAUCUCCUAAAGAUGAAAGAAAACAGUGUUUUCAUGUGCAGGAAAUUUGGGGUUGCAGUAACAGAACAUUUUCUUUGUGAAUUUGGAUGUCAUGGUGUUUUAAGCUCCUGCCUGGAGCCUAAAUCAAUUUGGCCUCUCAUCCAGUUCAUCUCACUGGUGCUCCUGAAAGGCUGCAGCCCUGCAAAAGCUCAUGCAGCAUUUUUGGCUGCUUUCCCUUGCUCCCAUUUGGUACAUAUUUGCACAAUUUAACUGAGCUUUUCUUUCUGCUGAAGGUCAGAUGCAAGCGAUAUGAAACACUAAACUUUAUAAACAAGCAAAGCCAUUUCAACCACAGCAUUUUGGACUAGAAUGGAUUUUUAGGUGGCGCACUGUCUGCUGGCCUUUGGAGAGGGGAUCCUGAGACUACAUUGGACUGGAACAGGAUGCAAAGCCACAAGCUUUGGUUUUUUUAAUAAACUACUUACUGUAAUCCAGCUACACAGUUUCAGCCUCACACUUCAGAAGAAGAUUCCAGCAGCAAUGCACGUACAGGCACUUUCUCUCUUGCAGAAAGUGAAACUUUCCCAACCAGAGUAAAUUUAACCUAUUGCAUAAGAUGCUGGAAGGUUUUGGUUUUUUUCCUUGGGAUUCUCGCUGUAACCUCUAUGUGCAGAGGAUGAAUAGCUUUUCUUUUCCCCCCCCCUUUUUUUUUUUGACAAGAUUAGAUGUUGCAUAUUGAUGAGCUAGCAUUUCAAAGGUCCAUGGGGCUUUGGAACGUAUUAAGAAUCUCUGAAGCUUAAUAUUCACCAUGUUUUAAAUAUUCAGAAGGAAAAAUCUGCAUAAAAUGGCUUUUAAUAAAUACAUUCUAGGGAUUCUUUCUUUCUAUCUUAUGCAAGCAUUGUGGGGAUUGUGUCUGUGCCAGUUUUGUUCCAAAGUGUCUUUUGUUUCCGUGCUUCAGGACCAUUUUGAUCCCAUUUGUAUGCCCAGUGCUUGUCCUGAAGUCUUUUAUGGUUUCUACUGGAACUGUACAGCAGGCAGGUGGAUGUGACCAAGGCAAAGGCACAGCUGAGCAUUGUAACUCCUGAGUGUCUGCUUGAUUGCUCCUCUCCUUAUGACAGCUGGGCACAUCCAGCCUCUUUCUGCACCUGCUUUUCCUGUUGCUGGUUGGGAUUAGUCCAGUGGUCAGGCCUGGCUGAGAUCUUUCUGCAAAGGUGCUCCACACCAUUGGGGAUUUGAGAAUGGAGAGGGCAAGAUCCUGGGUGCAGGAGCAAAGCAAAGUGCCAUUCAGUGCAUCUCAGAUCUCACAGGGCAGUUUCCCCUUCCUUGGAUGUCCCUCUUUGGUAAGAGUCUCAGCAGUAAGAGAAGUGCUUUUAGGAGAAAUCCUCCCUUGGGGAUGCCCUAUUUCCCAUGCUGUUGAAAAUCCGAUUGAAGCUUUAGAUGAGGGGGAUCGGUUAUGGGAUGCAAACACGCAGCUAUUUUACUGUAUUAUUAACUCUCUCGUUUGCCUUACCCUUGACAUCCCAUGGUGCCUGCCAUGGUGCGCAGGACAGCUUCUUUUGUCCUGCUUACACGCAGCCUUGACUUUGUCACGCCAGUUGCUGUUGAAUCAGCGCCUGGUACUUGUUCUCAGGACAGCUCUGGCUUGGGCCAAGGGCAUCUCGUGCUCCUAUGCAAAAGGUGGUGCUUUCAGGUUUUGGCUUACAAAUAGUGCAGCCCUUUCAACCUCACCUUUCCCCUCUCACAUAUUCCUGGCAGAAGUAGGAUUUUAAAUAUUUCAUAGCAUUCUUCUUUCUUCUUCCUUUUUGCCAGAUGCCUUGAAAACAUUGUCAGAUUACGAUCUGGGUGGGGGUUUUCAGGAUCGAUUUCCUUUCCUUCUUGAUUGCAUGGUGUAGGUUUGCAAUGAGGGUUUUGUCCUUUUUUUCUUUAUUCCUUUUUUCUUUUUUUUUUUUAGUCUCACAGAACAGAUGCCUUCAGUUUACGCAAAGAAAGAUUGUCCAUGAUUAGAGCUAAUCCAGGAUGGCAGGAUUGGACCCCCACAGUGAAAGCUAGAAAAGUGAUUGCAAAAGUAUUCUGUUUCUCCUUUAUUAAUUGCACAGGAAGUUUCCACCGAAGGCUCAUGUAGCACAACUGGCCUAUGUAAUAAGUAGCAGGGCCUGUAAUUACAGUCUGUCUUCUGAUCCUAUCUGUGCUCUGACUUUCUAGGCAGCACAGUUCUAUUUACAUCUGUGUCUUUGUCAGCUUUUAAAUUUUUGAUUGGUCACUAAGGGAAGUGGAGCACAAGCCGUGAGCCCUGUUGAGGUGCAGCAAGUCUAAACGAGAGAGUCCUUCUCAGGUAUCUGCCUGAUUUGGGACACGGAACAGAGCACAGGGAACAGGAGGGGGUUUACCAGCCAUGCAGCAGCGGGAGCAGGCUGCAUGCCAAUUGGGUAUCUUUUAAGAUCUUGGAGUCUUUGUAGGACUGGAAAUUUGAACCUUUUACAGGUCUUAACUAGUGUACUAUCCUGCGAGGGAGUUUAUAUAUCAGCAUUUUUUUGCUCAGAGCAGUUUCUACAGGAUUUGACCUUUCUUUUCUGUAACAUUUAGGGGUUUAUGGUUGCAAAGAGAUCCUUCCACAUAUGGCAUGAGGAGGGAGAUGGCUUUUGGCAUCUUGCAGAGAAGCUGGGCUAGAAAUCCUGGUAUCAAUGUGUAAAAGCAAGAGUAACUUGAGUGGAAGGGGGAAGGCAGUGAUUUACACGUGGCUCAGUACCAGGUUCACCAGCUCUGAGCACCAGCGAGCACAGCCUCAAGCAGAUUGGCUCGCUGGGGUUUCAAUCCUGAGACCUGGCAAUAAGUAAAUGGGCUCCUUGUGAAAGUGUUUGGUGCUGGUCACUCUGGCAGUAAUCUCUUGUCUCUUUGGAAAUGUGCACUAAAGGUAGGGUAAAACUACAGAAUGGUGCCCCCCGGUCUUUUUCUUCAAGGCAUACUCCCAGUGCUAUGUUUAAUCAAGAGGAAUGAAAAACAUUGUGCAAAUACUAUACUCUAUGCAAAAAAAAUAUUAACAACCCACUACGGAUACUUUUAAUGUCCAUUAAACUGUUAUGCAAAUUGUCCCUUUUCUGCAGCUUGCACUGAUACUUAAUUAUUUUUGGUCUGAUUUCUGUUAAAAAAAAAAAGCUCAAUUAUUUUUUAAUUUUUUCUAACUCUACUUCUAAGAAAGUUGAUGCUUUAAAGGAAAAAAACUUAGUUUUGAACAUGGGUUUUUCAGGCUUCGAAAUUAAUAAUUUCUACACCUGACCCAGUUCCUGCAGCUGCCAAAAAAGAAAAGAGAAAGCUAUUUAAAUUUCUCAUAGAACCAUUUAUCUCUUAAAAUAUGCCAAGGCAAUUUGAGGUGGGGGUGGAGACUCAGCUAUUUAUCUCAGCAGCUUGAUUUUUCUCUUUAUGUUUCUAACUGUCAAGGGAAAAAAAACCGGUAGGAAGCUAUUCUUGGGCUAUUAUUGAUGUAUUGUGUUGCCAUUAUGCAGGAUGUCUGCUUUGCUAUAUACGGAAGGACAUUAAUAAUAGCCAUCUCUCCUGCCCCCACCCUCGGUUCCUCUUUGGGAAGAUACGGUUUAAACUGGAGCAUCUGCUGUGUUCAAAUUGCUGCUCUCUCCUCCCCUUCCCCCAGUUCAUUCCCAAACUAGUUUUGGAAACAGGGCUAAGGGAAUAAGGAGGCAGGUUAUAUUUGCCAUUUUUCUGCCUACUUGUGUGGUUGCUCCAGGCAAGUCAUUUCCAUGCCAUGUACCUGUCUACCCUCUUCCUUCCCGUGUAUUGCCCCUCCUUUCAUUUUAAGUUCAUCAGUACAAAAAAAACCCCUUUCUUGCUGUCUUUUUCUCACAGGGGCAGGCUGGCAGAACGGGCUCAGCAACAGACCUCUGAUUUGUUAUUACCCAGCAUUUCAUAUCCAGAAACUUUGGUUUCAUUAUUUCCUAUAAGUAGGAAAAUGUAUUCCUGUUCCCAUCCCUCCUACCCCAGGUUUAAAACAUUGUUAUGAAACUUUAAAGGGUCCAUCCGCUUGUUUAAAGACUCGGAUGAUUGUUUUAUUUUUGGAAGCAGAGUGUAUGGUGAACAGGAAUAGUUUGAUGUUUAAAAAAUAGCCCCAAUUCAGCAUUCCCCUGAAGUGCGGGAAGUCCUGUCUCCGCAGGUCUGUGCCAGCAGCGUGACAGCCUGGAGAGCAAAGCCGACUUGAAUAGGAAAAAGAACUGGCCUGCCCCAUUUCAUCUGUAAGAAGAGAGAGGUGAAAAUAAUAAAUGUGGCAAAGAAUAAAGGGCAUAAUUGCUCUGAUUUUUUUUUUUUUAACGGCUGUUCCUACAUCUCAUGCUAAUUUUGCUCCAUAGAAGCUUUGCUUAUUCAGCAUUUCUGAUAGGACCAUGUCAUUUUUCAUGGUGUCAUUUUUCUUUACUUGUCGUUUGUGGUGUCCUAGUCUUGCUGUGGUCCCUAUAUGGUAUGGAGCCGUUUUGGUUUGGGCACCGAAUUAAAACAAAGUUAGGAGCUCUGUCCAGGAAAGCUCACCUAGAGUUUAGGACCAGAAAAUGCAAUCAGAAUAUUUUCCAGUUCUGAUAUAGGGAGGUUUUCCAAAUAUGAAUUCUAGAUAGGACAAGUGCCGUCAUUUGGGAAAGCACUUAGAUUUCAGAAUGAAAGGGAGAUGGCCGUUCAGGGUAGUUUCUUGUUGCUUUUAUGGUCUUCCUUGGUGGUGGCCAAGGAGAAAAAUGCCACCCUCUGAAGUGUUCCCUAAGCUAGAGCCCAAGCCUAGCAUCUGCUCUGCAAACGUUUGCUCCAGCUCCAGCUUGCCACGCUGCUGCAGCAUGGGAGUGAGGAAGACCUGCUAAUGAAGCAAGGUCCACCUCAUCCUCUCCAUAGUCAGAGCUGCUCCCUGUGGUGAGUCCGUGUUCAGCCUAGGGCUUGAUUCUGCCUUCCUAGUGCAAGUAGUUUUGCUAGAAGCAGGUGUUUUCUCUCUGCCGUUAGCUGUGGGAUUGUGUGCAAUGAUUAGGAUUUGCAGGGAGGGAGAAGAUCCUGUUCCAAUUAGGCUGCCUUUGUGCUAAUGUUUCAUUCAGGGCUGUAUGAGAUGAGAGCAGUUUGCACUGAAAUGCACAGCCGGAGGUUGUAGUUUGCGUUUCAACUAUGUUGACACGGUACCCAUUGAAAAUGCAGAACUGCGGCACUUUUUUACAUCUGCCAGGGCUUUACUGACAGCUCUGUAUGGGUUGGAAACCCAUUUUGGUUUGGCAAAUGGACAUUUUCUGCCUUGUCCCCUCAGCCUGAUCUAGUUCUUUGUUUUAUCCACCUAAAAAGUAGUAUUUCUAAUGUGCCUAAUGCCUAAGCACCUGACAAGCAUCUAAGCAGAACAACCAGCAAGGUGAAGAGUAGGCUAUUAGCAGAGCUGCUUUUACAAAAAGCAUAUUCCACUUUCUUCACUAUAUGCCUUUUCAGAGACCUGCAGUGCUCCUUUAUGGGCAGCAGAGAAAUAGCCCUAGUGCCGAGCAGGGAUGGGAACUAUGAGAAUGAUGUAGAAGAGAAGUAAGAGGUUAAUUUUGAGCAUCUGUUCUCCGUUGGGCUAAGCAAAGCAAUGGCUUAUCCCAUCAGCACUGCUUGUCGCAUUGCUUAACACACCUCAUUGUCUGGUAGGCAACUAUUCAGUAGCAGAGGUACUUGAGUAUAUCUCCUCAAAUGUCUCUAUCUUAUCAGAACUCCAGAGUCGUUCAUAUCUGGAGAUUUUAUUCGCUUAAUAUUGUCUCUUACAAGCUCUCCAUUAUUCAUUUUUUAUAUGACGUUAGAAGAGAAAAUUUGAAGGUGAACCAAAGGCUGGGUGUUUGAUUGGUGCUACUGUAUUAAAAAGGCUGAUGUGCUCUCACUUUCAAUCCCCAAAAUCAUGUUUUAGGAAACUUCUCCCUGCUGUGGUCAGAGAGGAAAUGCAAGGUUUAUUGGAAAAGCAGCAAAGGGAAGGGUUUGAUAUUUUGAUGCUCAGUACUGCACCACUGUGACCUCCCUCUGGAGAGUGAGGACUGAGUAUUGGCAGAGGUAUGGGCACAGCAAGGUUACACUUGGACUUUCUCAUGAUCAUGCUAGACAGGAUCUGCCUUGGUGAGACUUCAACUUCCCUUAAGGGUCCUAUAGUUUCCCGUACCACAGCUUGUGUUUUGGACUGUCGGAGAGACUGGAGGGCAGCCCCCAGUGCCUUCCCUCCAGUUAGUCAAAUGAGAGACCAGGAGUACUAAUUCUGCAGUUUUGGUAACGGCACUUUCCAGCUCAGAACAAACAGCAGAGGUUUGUUGUGUUUCAGAGCGUAAUCUCUCACACUGGCUUUACCUGUGGGCUGAUACAAGGGGGUCUGAACCACACAUGGGUCAUUCCAGAAGGAUUCUUCUUGGCUAAAUGCCCCGUGGCAAACCCACCAAGGGCUGGGAGAUUGGCUUAGAUCUUUCAAACUGCAAGGAGGAAGUGCCCCCAGGAAUGUUUGUCCUAUGUAGCUGCUAUGCUUUGGCCUAUCCCUGCCAACUGUAGACCUGUCUGCUCUAGGGUUCACCAGUGAUGAUGUUCAUUGGAUGUGCAGUAAUUCAUAGUGGAUGACUAGGCUAGGUUUGAGGUGGUGUUUCAGCUUUAUAGUAGCUGUUGGUUUAGCCCUCGAGAUACGAGAAGGUUUUGCAUUGUUGCCUUUGGUGCAGUUGGGAGGGGAGCGUGACUGACCACACUUCUCCUUGUCCUGCGCCAGCAGACAGAGGCUCUCAGUGGUAUGGGAAGCAUCUUCCUUUUAAAUGUGAAUCACUAGCCUAGGUAUCUGGGCAAGAAAGGGGCACAAGGAGGCAUUCCCUAUAUGAGGGAUGCCUUCUGCUGCACACUCCAUGCCCUCAGAUCCUAAUGAAGUAACAUUACUUGAGCUAUUAGGACUGGUCUCCUAUCUGUCAUAGCUCGGGGGUACCACUUUUACCCCUUGCUGAGCACAAGCACUACCCAAGUCUGUGAGGGGCCCAAUCCUGCUGCCAUUGGAGUUUUCCCAAAUCCUGUGAGUUGCUGAGUGCACCUCCUGUGAGCUGCUGAGUAGCCUCCCUUGCCACCAAACCUAUCAGGCCACUUGUCUCCUUCAUUGACUACAUCCAUAGGGCUUUGAGGGCACUCAGGAAAUGCAAUCGGCACCUUACAGGAUUGGUCCACUAGGUAAUAUAUGAAGUUUUUUCUCUGGUAACUUGUGUGCAUGAAUUGAAAACCAUUUAUUCCAGUUUGUUCUGAGGACAGAUGCAGCAUAUACACGUUUUCUAUAUUUAUAAAUAUAUAUAGAUAUAUAUAUUUUGUUCUCAGCUAGUUACCUCUUCUAAACUGCUAUUUUCAGAGCAACCGGCAUAUAUUUUUUAUUCAACACGUAAAAUGACUUUUUUACAGUAAGAGAAUGAAAGCUGUUUUAAGCAUGUGUUUUCUGUAUUUUUAUUACGCAUUAUCCAAUUAUAUUGAGAUGUAUUUUCCUCUUUGCUCUGCUCUUUCAGUUGUUAUCCUUGUUAUCAGUUAUGCUUUUCUAAUGUUUUGUAAGGGAAAAUAAAUAUGCAAAAUCGCCAGAUGCCUUUUUUCUUUGCAGAAGAAGUAUCACAAAUGCUUUUUUAUUACAUUUUACCAAUCCAAUAAACUCCUUAUAAAUUUCA
This is a messenger RNA of Harpia harpyja (harpy eagle), 17738 nucleotides long. It is a transcript of the gene LPP, whose product is annotated as LIM domain containing preferred translocation partner in lipoma. The record is from RefSeq and is a predicted model, not a curated record. NCBI's taxonomy places the organism in Eukaryota, Metazoa, Chordata, Aves, Accipitriformes, Accipitridae. Bases 904 to 2730 code for a protein of 608 amino acids. Gene Ontology annotation, biological process: cell-cell adhesion. Gene Ontology annotation, cellular component: stress fiber; focal adhesion. The transcript is spliced from 13 exons.